AACUUUAAUUAUUCUGGAAAUAAUUAAUCUGAGUUCAUAACAUGUGUUUACUUAAUCGUUUGGAACACGAUAGUGUAAACGUUCCAAAUAUUCUGUAAUGUAGUAGCUGCAACUUGACUAGAAUGAAAUUAUUUUUAACAAAACUCGCUAUAGUAUUAUGUACACUAGAAACGUUGGCACAGCUGAUUAGAUGUUUAGAACUGGUAGAAUUUACAGAAAAAACUUCCACACCGAAAGGGGGCACGAAGAAAUAUCGUAAGCUACCGGUGAAGUAUGAAGAGUACAAACCAGCACAUGUGGUAGUGAAGCCAAUUCGACGGUACUGGUUACUGAACGACAACAACCAGUACACGAAGAGUGGGCCGGUGCAGCAGCGGGUGUACGAGGACGAGAAAGACUCAAACAUUAAACAGAAGAUAGCAAUGCUUGUGGAGCAAACGAUGCAAGACGCACACAGGAAGAUGAAACUGGUAGAAGAACUGAAAGACGAACAUCGAGAGGAAGCUCCUUACAAAGCUGGUUUUAUUCUCAGUAUGGUCAAAAAGUCUAAGGACGUUCUGGACGAGUUGUUCAAUGUGGCCGUUAAACACAAGGACGAGUGGAUGGCUCUGGAACAGCUGAAGAUCUUCGAACUGAUCGUACAUACUAACGUCGACACCACGAACCUCCUGAGGCAGCUGGUGGACGUACAUGUGAAGUACAUGAACGCUACGAGGGAUAAAAAGAAUGUCAUAUUAAUUUAAAUGAAGCUUGUAGGUAAAUGCUGUGGAGCUAGCUCAAUAUUAAACGAUAUUUAUCACCCUAUAGGUAACAAUAAACUUUGGUCAACUAUUGCA
Spodoptera frugiperda (fall armyworm) is the source of this 836-nucleotide messenger RNA. RefSeq lists its product as uncharacterized. The record is from RefSeq and is a predicted model, not a curated record. The coding region runs from base 123 to 743 and encodes 206 amino acids. Lineage: Eukaryota; Metazoa; Arthropoda; Insecta; Lepidoptera; Noctuidae. The transcript has 2 exons.